GGCACGGAGACUUGGCAACUCAUACCUUUCUCGGCCUUUUGGCUAAGAUCAAGUGUAGUAUCUGUUCUUAUUAGUUUAAUAUCUGAUAUGUGGUACAUCGGGUCACACGAUAUUAACUCUAUUUUUUAAAGGAGAAAGCCCAUUAAAAUAGCUUGCUAUCUGGCUCAAUUCGCCAAGUCUCAGUUUAAAUUUUGGUCCUUCGAUUUAUAAGAUUUUAUAUUCAGGUCCCUUUAUUAAUCGAUUUAUACCAUUCUCACAUCCAUGUGAUUUAAGUUCACAUCCAUGUGAUUUAAGUUCAAGUGAGCUAUAACGAGCCAAUAUGAUUUUAGUGGUGAAAUAAGGCCCAGCAUAAAGGAGCUAGGGUUUUCAAUAUAUUCACAAGCCUACAAGAUGAUAGGUUGGAUCCAAUGAUCCAGUGUCGUUAACCACUCGAAGAAUUAGGGUUAAUCUCAUAUUCCUUCGACCACCUAUUUGCUCCAUACCCUUUUGUGUUUUCACGACAACCUUCCUGUCGUGUUUCAAGUAGAGAAGGCUUUAUCUUUUCGUCUUUGGUUGCAGUAUUUGGCAAGUGAAAUUAAAAAAAAAAAGAAAAGCAAAGCAUUGUUAUGGAUAGGUUAAGUCAAUUGCCAGAUGAUUUACUCAUCAAGAUACUGUCCUUUGUCCCGACCAAAUGUGCCGUGGCUACGAGCAUUUUGUCUAAACGAUGGCUGUCUCUUUGGACACUGGUGGCAAGUCUUGUCUUUGAGGAUUUCUCAGAGGAGGAAGAUGAAGAGAUUAAUGAAAUCCAUGUCAGAAGCCUGUCGCAGUUUGUGUCAGGGACUUUGCUAUUACACAAAGCAGCUGUCCUAGAAAGGUUUCAUCUCAACAGCGCGUCAGAAUGUAGCCCUUGGGAGAUUGGUUUAUGGGUUAGAAUCGCAGUCGAUCGCUUUGUGCGUGACUUGAAAAUAAGUUUCUGUUAUGAUCAUUGUCUUGUUAACUUGCCGAGUAGGUUGUUUAGAUGCGAGACACUUGAGACUUUACAACUCCGUAGGGUGAUUCUUUCGGAAGUUCCUUGUCGGUUAAGCUUUCCAUCCCUCACGAAGUUGCGCCUUCUAUCUGUCAAGUACUCAGACGAUGGAUCUUUCUCUAGGAUUGUUUCAAACUGUCCCAUCCUUGAUGAUUUAGUUGUAGAGACUUGUCACGGAGACAAUGUGGCGACUUUCACCGUGCACUUGCCUUCCUUACAGAGUUUAUCCUUUAGGAAUACGGUGCGAGAGUCCCCACCUGAUGAUCAUUUGUUCGCGAUACAUUCCCAGUCUUUGAAGCAGUUGGACAUUGUGGACUACUUUGGUGAACUUAAACUAAUCGGUAAUCUUCCCAAACUCGUCGAGGCCAAUCUUCAAUCUAUGUCCUACCACGCCAACGUCCUGGAGUCUUUUACCUUUGUCAGGCGUCUUUAUGUAUGCUUAGAUGGAGAGGUAACUUGUUCUUACUAGCUUUUAUAUCAUUAGCUAGUUUUUAAUAAAUUGUUUCCUUUGCUUAUAUCAUGUUAUAUUAUAUGUGCAGGCUCAGUAUCCUUUUGGUACAGUUUUGUUUCAGCUAGUGCGUUUGGAGCUAUGUUCA
Brassica napus (rape) is the source of this 1602-nucleotide messenger RNA. RefSeq names its product F-box/FBD/LRR-repeat protein At5g56420-like. The transcript has a single exon. The record is from RefSeq and is a predicted model, not a curated record. NCBI's taxonomy places the organism in Eukaryota, Viridiplantae, Streptophyta, Magnoliopsida, Brassicales, Brassicaceae. Gene Ontology annotation, molecular function: protein binding. Bases 606 to 1475 code for a protein of 289 amino acids.